Messenger RNA from Loa loa (African eye worm), 1714 nucleotides. RefSeq lists its product as hypothetical. Lineage: Eukaryota; Metazoa; Nematoda; Chromadorea; Rhabditida; Onchocercidae. The transcript is spliced from 7 exons. Bases 70 to 765 code for a protein of 231 amino acids. The record is from RefSeq and is a predicted model, not a curated record.
UUUCAGAUGGAUGAUACUGGUAAACAUUGGAACUCAGCAGACUGUAAAUAAUUGAUUUAGGACUUCAGUAUGUCCAGUGCUUUCCGGGCAAUUUUCAAUGUGUUUGGUAUUGGGUACUACCGGAGUAUCUGUCGCUGUCUACGUUACAAGUCAUUGUUUAAACUGCAUAAUACAGCGAACAGUGCUGAAUGUUUAAUUGACACACGUGGGAGUGGAUUCAGCCUGAAAACAGCAUCCGUUGUUGGUUUGUUGUUCGGAAGUUUUCAUUUGUCUUUGAUGCGUUCUUCUGAUGAACACCAAAACUCUGAUAUUAUAUGCAAUGAAGGAAGCAAAGUGGAGAAAAACUACCAACAUUCCUACCAACAUUCUGAAGCUGUAGGAUGGUUUUCAGAAAUGCAAAGUGAUCACAAGGAGAGCUACGUAGCACGAGUUUUGAAAAGAACACUGGAGCAAUCACUGAUGUCACUGAUAAAGAGUGCUACGGCAAAAGUAAGAUUUGCUUUGGACAAUUGUAAUAGUGGUUGUCAAUUAUCACAUUGUACUGCAACAAACCGAACUGAAGAUGUUGCUGAGCAAAGAGAAGGGAGAAAUAUUACCUUGGACGAUCUGGUUAAAAAUGCUAUUGCACGGAAAGAAAUAAAUAAGAUCAUCAGGGUAAUUGAUAUUGGACGUGGAGAAAAGGAAAUUCAAGACCAUCCAUUGCUUCCUAUUGCUGAAGCGACAGCGCAUUAUUUGAUGAGACAAAUGGAUUACGUUGAAGCUUAGAACUGAGUUGUUUUUUUGUGAGUGGAAAAAGAAUUGUCAGUUCCAGGUAGUAUUGGGAAACCUGAAAUAGUUUGCCCCAAUUUGACUAUGACUCAUAUUGAUUGGUAAUAUUUAAAUCUUCCGUUCUUCUUACUCAUCCGUAUUAGAUGCAUAUACGCAGUAAUAGACAAAGAGCCCAUUAUGACACUGCCUUGCCUAUUAUGUACCUUCUUGAAAUUGUGUUGUAAAUCCUCAUUGUUGACGUUAUAUAUAUAUAUCCCUCUUCGACAUUGUGAAUCCCUCCCACUUGUAUGCUGUAAGGGGGUUCAUAUUUUAUAAAGAGGGGGGGGGGGUGACUCAUAUAAGGGCUCAUAUCUUUGUCCCGAAUUACUUUCCCUUCAUUUCGAUUCAUCACUUUGUUAAUACAAUCCAUCUCAACGCACAUUUCCCUCUGUCAUUUGAUUUUACAUUGGUUAUCACUCUAAAUAUUCCAUUGGUUAACAUACUGUUCUGUUGAAUUCGCUCUUCGUUGUCGCAAGUCGAAAAAUUCGAACUUUACUUCCUCAAUGGAAGUAGGACCUUCGUUUUUCAGCAAUAUUUUUGAUUCAGUUACCAUUUGUAUCCUUGCACGACAACUUUCGCGACAGGUGGCGUUUCUUUUUGCUUCAUUAAUCACGGUUCUGAUGUAUUAUUGUGUCAACUAUGUCAUGGAUUGCUAGGUUAUAUUGUUCCGUAUUUCAUCUAUUCAUUUGUUAAAUAUUGAAUCGGUUUUUAUUAAUUUGUAGAACAGUGCAACUGUAAUUAAAUUUAGGGAAAAGUACAAUGUGCUUUUCUCCCACAACUCUUUAAGGACGUCUAGUAGCAAGUUUUUUUUCCCUGCUACAUAUUUGAAUUCACUUUUUUCAUAACCUUGAACUUUGUUCUGUAAAAAUGAGAAGCAAAGGAUGAAGCUCUUACACUGUUAUUCACC